ACACUGAAGCUCUGGGGGUUUUAUGAGUGUUCUGUUCACCCUGGUACUGUUUGAUUACUCGAGAUACCGUUACUUAGCACUUCACGCCAUACACCAUACACUCUCAAAUGAAAUCAGGUGACCAUGAGCGGGUUUACUGGCAAGCGGACUGAAACCACAGAGCGUGUGGAGCUGCAUGUGUUUUUUGUACCUGAUGAUCAGUUUGAUCGGAGGUUGAAUAAAGUUUCAGCUGAAGCUAUGGACACUUUCAUCUCAGCUGGAUUCAUCAGAGUGGAUUCAGAUGUGAGUCUGUCUGAUCUCAGAUCUGAUCUUGGAUCCUUUCUUGGGCUGGACAGGAUCACAGAGAGAUAUGUUUUUUUAAAAUGCGUUGGCAGAAGUUUGGCACUGGUUAAAUUCAGACAAGAGGGAGAACUGACAGUAAAAUCAUUCACUCCACCAUUUGCUCCUUUUCCUGAGCUCUACGUUUUACCCGUGGUAGAGAAUGACAGUGGCCUUUGCUCCAGCUCUCUGACCCCUGAUACUUUAUUAAGCAACACUGACCAUCACAGUCACGAUUUGCCAAGACCAUCAUGUGCACCUGGAAAGAUAAAAGAGCCUAUUAAAUUCCCCUCAAUCAAUAAAGGGCCUCAGCAAUCUGUCCUAAUGCAGGAUUCAGAGGAGAACAAGAGUGAUGCAGAAUUCACUGACACUCCUCAUCUAACAUACAGUUCACGAGAUCAGAUGGAACCUGUAAACAAACAGCCCGAAAUGGAUACAACUGCAAAAAAGGAACAUUGUUUUAAAAGAAACAACAGAAACUCUGGAGCUCCAGAGGCAUUUGGGGAUUCCCAAGGACUGGCAAGGAAAUUCAAUAGUUCUCUGACACUGAAAUCAAGUGAAGAAAAAACAGAUGAUAUGGUUCUUAUGAGUAGACCAACCUCUCCACUCCCAGCAGAGAGCAGUUCUCCUCUGUCUGUCUAUUCCCUGGAAAUUUAUACACAACAAACUACCACUAGCAAUGAGCUGAUAAAGGAACUCAAGCUACUCAAAGAGCAAAGGAAGGAGCUUGAACAAACAAGGCAAGAGCUUUUGAAAAAGGGUAGAGAACUUUUAGCUCUUAACAGACAUCGCAGGAACCAAGCACGCAACAGGUGGAAGAGGCAAUAUUUUGACACUAAGAAGGCAACAACACUUCUGGAGGACGCACUUAAGAGUGUACAACUGGAACUACAAACCUUCUACAGUAAAAUGCUACAACAACUCCAAGCCAGAGAUGGUGCAAAACGACGAAUGCAAGCAAGGAAACAAUCAAGCACAAAGUUGAAGAAUGAGUUGAUAAUCCAGAUUAUGAUGGAGAGCAGUGAAAUUGAUAAUCUGUGGAAAAAUGUGGAUGAUGCUAAAAUGAAACUGGCUACAGAGAUCAAGGUACUGUACCAAACAGACAUGCCCUGGUUAAUUCUGUUGUUACUUUCUGCACUUUAUUUAUUUAUUUAUCAAUCUUUAUUUGUCUAGUUGAGAAAGCAAGCUGCCACAGAACUACGAUCCCUGAGAGCAGAACUGAUGCAAAAGAGAGCUCAGUUUUAAGGAAACACAGAAUACACAUCUAUGUGCUUAGAUUUCUUAGAAUUUAAAUUUCUUUGUGGACAAAAGUUGUGAUUCAGCUUUCACUGAAAAUAAUGAAAUUAUGUAUAAAAGACUUUUUACAUUUACACAAAGCACAAAAGAUAGUAUUUAAGAGAUUUGACAGAUAUUGUUUUGCAAUUUGAGUAAUGUGUAAAUCUGCUUCCUGGAUUUAGUCUGGCUGUUUAAAAAUGAAGUAUGUAGUAUCUGCAGCACCAUUAACAUCACCAAAUGUACAAAAAUAAUUAGUUUCCCGAACACUUCCUCUCUCCUCCAGUGAUCGGCUAAAGAGAUGGUUGAGCUCAGGAUGUACAGCAAUGGUUUGAAAGCAUCACAGUGUUUACACAUUUUGGGGAAACCAACCUAUGAAUGUCUGACUUAUAAUUGAUUGCAGACAUUAAGAUGGGUUACGACAUCCAAAAAAAAUGACACUCUUCAUCUUUAACAUAUUAACUACAAAAUUCCGAUUUAGAAUCAUGAUACGCAGUACUGAAUUAGGGAAAUUAUGUUCAUGCAAAUGAUUACAUGUAAUAAAUGUGCCAAUGUCAAUUAAAGUUCAAUUAAAUCUAAGCUUUUAGUAGGGUUGCUGACAAGUAAUGUGCCAUUUAUUCGGUUUAUAAUAAAACAAUAAAAUUUUUUAUGCAAAUAUUGACAAAAAGAAA
This is a messenger RNA of Ctenopharyngodon idella (grass carp), 2261 nucleotides long. It is a transcript of the gene spata1, whose product is annotated as spermatogenesis associated 1. The record is from RefSeq and is a predicted model, not a curated record. Bases 124 to 1491 code for a protein of 455 amino acids. The transcript is spliced from 11 exons. NCBI's taxonomy places the organism in Eukaryota, Metazoa, Chordata, Actinopteri, Cypriniformes, Xenocyprididae.